AUGUUCGGACUACGCGCGAUCCGCUCACAGACACCGGCCAUCCGCCAGCUCACCCAGCGCCGCCUUCAGUCUGGCGGUGUUCAGAGCCCGGCCGACAAUGCCUUCAACCGCGAGCGACAGGCAGUGAAGGAGCAUGCCGCGGAGUCGAGUGAUCUCUGGCGCAAGCUCUCCAUCUACGUCGUCAUCCCCUCCCUUAUCAUCGCCAGCGUGAACGCAUGGAGGCUGUGGGACGAGCACUGGGAGCACGUUGCUCACGGUCCACCGCUUGAGGAGAAGACCGAAUACCCAUACCAGAACAUCCGAACCAAGAACUACUUCUGGGGUGACGGCGAUAAGACCCUCUUCUGGAACCCCAAGGUCAACUACCACAAGAAGGACGAAGAGUAA
Molecule: messenger RNA, 387 nt
Organism: Fulvia fulva
Lineage: Eukaryota; Fungi; Ascomycota; Dothideomycetes; Mycosphaerellales; Mycosphaerellaceae
Product: Cytochrome c oxidase subunit 13, mitochondrial
Exons: 4
Coding region: 1-387 (128 amino acids)
Biological process (GO): mitochondrial electron transport, cytochrome c to oxygen
Cellular component (GO): mitochondrial inner membrane
Molecular function (GO): enzyme regulator activity
Source: RefSeq, a predicted model, not a curated record